UCGCUUGGCAUUCAGUCAGUCAACGACGAAACCUUCAAGUGUUAGCAACACAGCGACACAACAGCGCGCAACAAGCUUCAAUUUACCAUUCAUCAUCCAGUUCAAUUUCUCGAACCAUUUGUUGUCCUUUUGUUGAACGGCGCACGCGUUAAGACGGACAACGUCGCCAGUGGCAUUCCGCUACCGCAAUCGGCAGCAUAAGUACCGCACGGUCGAAUUCCACCGGAAACAGCAUAAAUGAGUAAUUAACGUAAGGCGAACCAGCUAGCGCCAGCAACAACAACUCAUAAAAACGCACCACAACAACAUGGAAGGCAUGAAUGUUGGCAAUUUCAAUGGUAUUUCCACUAGCAAUCACAACAAUAGCAGCGCAAACAUGAACAACAACAACAACAACAACAACAACAACAACAACAGCAAUAACGUUAACACCAACACCAACAGCGACAUGAUUCGGCAAUCAGAGUCACCAGCACGCACAAUCGAUUCGCACGACUCCACUAUCGAUAGCAUGGAUACGAUUGUGGAUCGCAGCAUCAAUCGCGAGGAGCUCAUGCAGGCAGCCAUUGAGCAGAGCAUGAACACGACAAAUGACCAACACGAUAGUCUCACCAAUUCACAAAAAUCUAUUUUACAACAAACAAGCAGCGGCUGUAGUGAUACAGAAGAGCAUCGCCAGCGAUUGGGAAAACAAAAGCAACAGCAAACGCAACAACAAGUGCAACAAUUGCACGCAGAUGCACAAAGCCACAUCUACUCAAGUCCUGUUUAUGAUCAAAAACCACCACUGAAAUUAACAGCCGCCACUAUGAUCGCUUCCGUCACAGCUAACAACAGCCGUAACAGCAAUGGCAAUGGCGAUGGCGAUCACACAAAGAAAUCGAAACUGAUGACACACGAAGAGUUCCAACAACAGCUACAGGCAACAAUGGCUGCGCGUGCCAACACACUUGAUUCGCGUAUAAGCAAGAAACAGCGUUUUCCACCGGAAUUGAUUAAAAUCAAAGAUGGCGACGGCAGCUCAUCGAACUCGGCGAAAUAUCAAAGACGUGCCAAAUCCAGCGCCGACUGUUGUUCAGCCUUUCCAUGGCAAAUCGUUUUGGGCACUUUGCAGUUAAUGUUGGCCAUUACGCUGGUGGCGCUGGGUUCAUUGCUGAUUGUGCGCGAAGCAGCGCUUUCUACGGCGGGCUGUGGUAUUUGGACGGGCUUGGUGGCCGCCAUUACGGGUUCGCUGGGUGUGGUUAGCAUAAGAAAGACCCAGACUGCUUUCCUGGCGUUGAGUUUGGUGUGCAUAGCGACCAGUACACUGGCGUUGGCCGUUUCGGGCGUGGGCCUCUCCAGGGAUGUGAAUCGCUUGGAGGAAAAGUUUGACCUGUUGAAUGCAAACAGUGAAGUGUCAGCUGCUUCCGGUUUAAUAUUAACGUUGUUUUUACACUUCGUGGUUAGUAUUAUAUCCGUUUAUCGGUGCGCUUUGCAGAUAUGUUCAAGAAAUGAAGCUGCUGAGCUACGCGAUGUCAUCAUCAAAGCAAAAGCUACUGGAAUUGCAUUGGAUCAGGAAAAAGUCGAUCAAUACAUCAAGGCAAUGUCCUUAACCGGUAGUGAGAAGGAAAAUGCUGAAAAGUUGGCUGCCAUGUGGAUGUACACAGCGCAGAUGGGCAGCUCACGCAGUUUGCCGCAAACCGGUAGCGGUCGCCCCAUUAUGUUGAUACCAGCUGGAAGUACAAAUAUGUUGGCUACCCCUCCUCCACCCGUACCGUCUGUACCUGCGGCAAUGGUUGUUCCCGGUGUACCAUAUCGUCCCGGCAUGACCUACACUCUGCCCUACGUACGUCCAGGUUCUGUGAUUUAUGCGCCAGCCGGCAGUGCACCCAGUGGCACAUAUCGCACACACAAGAGCAGCAAAUCUGUUGGACCACCGCAUAACCGUCGCCGCCGUCCGGGACCACCGCCGCCACGCGCUGGAAAAAUGAGCGCCAAUCGUCGACAACGUCGCAAAUCCGAAGCAGAUAUAAUUGACAACGAGGCCUUUCAAUAUACGGGGCUCGAUCGCGAUAUAGCAGAUAAUUUUUUGGCGCGUCAAGAGCAAACCAACAGCCAGCCGGGAAGCCAUGUUGACUACUCUUCUUCGUCGACGACGGCUAGUGAGACAUAUGGCAAGCAGCGGUCGCGCUCAUCGUCCAAAACGAAAAUCGUUUGCCGCGAUGUGGUGAUGUAGCGCAGAGCUCUUGAGUUGAGUUGAGUCGAGUCAUUUGAUUGUGGAUUGAGUAUUUUUGCGUGCGUUAAUCCAAGGGACAGUUAAGCGAAAUAAUAAACAGACAUGCAUACCUAACUGUAUAAUAUUGUAAUACUCGUAUGCCUUAUUUGAUGUUUGCUAUUGUAAAUAACUCUAUUAUACAUAUACUUAUUAUCGAGUUUAUUCGAUGCUGCAACUUUGCUUUCUACAAAUACAACUAAUCGUAGGAUUGAGAUAUUGAUAUAAAAAUAUAUACGUUAGACAACCUA
Rhagoletis pomonella (apple maggot) is the source of this 2502-nucleotide messenger RNA. RefSeq lists its product as uncharacterized. The coding region runs from base 308 to 2215 and encodes 635 amino acids. The transcript is spliced from 6 exons. Gene Ontology annotation, cellular component: membrane. Lineage: Eukaryota; Metazoa; Arthropoda; Insecta; Diptera; Tephritidae. The record is from RefSeq and is a predicted model, not a curated record.